Prorocentrum cordatum is the source of this 1689-nucleotide messenger RNA. NCBI's taxonomy places the organism in Eukaryota, Dinophyceae, Prorocentrales, Prorocentraceae. The record is from the annotation of a GenBank genome assembly.
AUGUACGGCCCGGACGUCCCCGGCUCAGCGGCAGCCGCGAGCGCGGACGCGCCCAGCUUCGGCCACGGCGACGCUGCGGAUACGCUGCCUUGCGCGUCGGUCGCCUCUGCGGACGUCAAGGAGAACAGCGCCGGCGUCCCAACCUUCGGGGAGAUCGUGGGUGAGGGCGUCGUCAGGGACAGCAGCGCCGCGGCUCCGGCCGUGGAGGACGAAUUGAACUUGGCAGCUUCAGUCGACAAGGUCCAGGAGGUCAUGGAGCAGAUCGCCGAGUUCCUCGUCAAGUUCAAGCGCGCCCGCGCCAGAGCGGCCAGGCAGCCGGCGGCGCAGCGGCAGGCGCCGACGAAGGAGCUGGAGGAGAUGAGGGAGAUGGAGGCGAAGAGGCGCAGGAAGCACUGGGGGCUCAGCACUUCCCCCUGGCGGACCACCCAAGACCGCGCCGAGGCACCCCUCGGCUGGGCCGCCGAGCGGCUUUGGCGGGAGGGCUUGCUCAAGUCUCUCGGGAUUGCCACCGCCUGGAGCUCGGCGGGCACGCUGCCGGGCUGGGGCUCCGGGCUCCCGAGCCUGAGCGAGGGGGCCGCUCCCCCGGCGGAGGCCGCCGGAGGGCAGGCGGAGGCGGGCAGGAGCAAGACCCUGACCUUCCAGGCUCCUCCAGGGUGCGACUCGGGCUACUCCGACACGGCCUUCACCUCUGUCACGGACGUCACUCACGUUGCGGACGCCGUCAUAGAUCCUAUUGACAUAGUCACGGAAGACGCGGAUCUUUCCUCAGGCGCCAGGGCGGCGGGGCUGCCGAGCGGUGCCCUGGGCGUGGCGGCGGCGGCGGCGCUCGGCGCGGCGCUGCUGGGCGCGGCCCCGCCGGGGGCGGCGCUCGGCCCCUCGGCGGCGGGGGCCAGCCUCGCGUCGGCCGGGCGGUGGCCGCGGUGGGCGCGGCGGGCGGCGGGCUCGGGCGUCCUGGCGGAGCAGGCGCGGGCGGAGCAGUCCACGGCGGAGGGGCGCCUCGCCCGGGCCAGAGCGGCGGCCAGGGGCAGGGAGGCGCCGUCACCGACUCCCGCCGCGGCCCUGCCCAGGGUGCGGGUGGAGGACGACGCAGAGUACGGCCGCAGGCUGGUGGUGGACGAGACCUUCGCGUCGGCGUGGCACCCCGACCGGGUGAUCACGCUCUGCGUCUGGGACGCGCUGGCCGCGCCCACCCCGGGGCUCGAGCGGAGCGACGCCCUCAUCGUCGGGGUGGAGCUGGACACGCAGGUCGUCGAGGUGGCCAGCGCAGGGUUCGGGCUGGACAGCCUGGGGCUGGAGGUGGUGGUCGCCGACGCCCUGGAGGUGCUCCACGCGGAGCGGAGGAGCUUUGACCUGAUCAUUGAGGACGUGUUCAUGAGCGUCGGCGUUGACAUCGAGAAACCUGGGUGGCUGCCGAUGCCGGGCCACGAGCUCGCACAGACCAGGCCGGUGCCAGGGGGCCUGCUCGUGAGCAACACGAUCAACGAGGGGGAGCAAGUCCGCAGGUCCCUGCGCAAGCAGUUCUCGGGCCUCGUGCAGAUCUCUGUCCAGGACUACGAGAACAGGAUCUUCGUUGCUGGGCCGGGCACCCUCAGUGGGAAGCGCCUGCGGCGCGAGGUCGCUCGCUGCCCUACGCUUGCCCCGAGCUUGAAGGUGCUGAAGUUCCGCAGCUUGGGCCGUGGACGCGACUGA